AUGAACCGUGGACCGUCGUUUAUCACUGAAUGUAUUUUGACAAGAAGUUGUCCAAAUGCAGACAAAUUAUUGGAUGAGAAUAGACUGCAAGAUUCCUUAUUGUUGUUGCCUACCGACGGCGGACUGGCGUCGAAACUAAAGAAAUCAAAUAACAAACUGAGGCUACUUGCAGAGUCUGAGACCAAACCAGCACCACAUAGAGGAUACAGAGAAAUUAACAAAAAUGCCAAAACUGCUCUAAAAGAAUACAUCAAUAAAAGUCGACAAGCGGCCCGACAAGCUCGUCGCAUCGCCAGCGAGGAAAACCUGUCGAGUAAAGACGCACUUUUUGAAAACCUCGAAAAAAGCCAUUUGGAGAUAUACAAUGCUAUACCCAGAUAUGAUCGGUUUGUUCCUAUGCAUGAGGACCUUUGGGUGAACUACAUACGAGAAAUUUUGAAUAUUCCAGCAACGGUACCGAAUGCCUCGAAAUUGAACAUCAAUGGGUCCAACGCGCUCGUCAAACUGUCUAUGGCCGAUUACAACGGGUGCCUAUUACGUGUGACGAAAAGUCGCAAUGCCAACAUGUGUGGCAUCGUCGGAAUAGUGAUAUGGGACUCUCAGAAGGAUUUCGUAAUAAUCUGUAAGGGUGCGCUCGUGGACGAGAUAAAGUGCAUACCGAAAAAGGGUACUGUGUUCAGCUUCGAGGUUCCCGUCAACGACGAAGAGGCUUUACAAUACACCAUUCUUGGCGACAGGUUCAAGUACAGAAGCAGUGAUCGUGCAGGGCGAAAGUUCAAGAGCCGGCGCUGCGACGACAUGCUAUACUACAUAGAGAAGUAG
Lachancea meyersii CBS 8951 is the source of this 822-nucleotide messenger RNA. NCBI's taxonomy places the organism in Eukaryota, Fungi, Ascomycota, Saccharomycetes, Saccharomycetales, Saccharomycetaceae. The record is from the annotation of a GenBank genome assembly.